AUGGUAUGCAGGCAGCUAUCAGUUUUGUUCGAUCGGACAUAUCAUGGCAGUGGGUUUAAGAAACGGCCUUUACCUGGGAUCAAAAGGCUAAUUCCAGUCCGCGCCUGCAUCGCAUGGCCCUCGCAUGGCCCUGUACUCUUUUUCUGGCUGGUGGUAUAUGACAUACUGACGUUACAUAGUUCCAGAAUUUCUUUUUUCUUCCUGCGCUUCACCCAAAACUUGACUAAGUUCGACUGUUUAUAUGUGCGGAAGUUUCGAUUACUUCCGUUUUUCCGCUAUCUCCGAGAAAGCAAAGUACGUGUUGUGCUGAUGAGCAAGGGCAAAUUCAAGGUAUGA
Dujonia railenensis is the source of this 336-nucleotide messenger RNA. The record is from the annotation of a GenBank genome assembly. Lineage: Eukaryota; Fungi; Ascomycota; Pichiomycetes; Serinales; Debaryomycetaceae.